This is a messenger RNA of Solanum stenotomum, 435 nucleotides long. Its product is annotated as ferredoxin-like. NCBI's taxonomy places the organism in Eukaryota, Viridiplantae, Streptophyta, Magnoliopsida, Solanales, Solanaceae. Gene Ontology annotation, molecular function: 2 iron, 2 sulfur cluster binding; electron transfer activity. The coding region runs from base 1 to 435 and encodes 144 amino acids. Gene Ontology annotation, biological process: electron transport chain. The transcript has a single exon. Gene Ontology annotation, cellular component: chloroplast. The record is from RefSeq and is a predicted model, not a curated record.
AUGGCUAAUAUUCCUUGCACCAUAGUUAACACUUGUUUCUUCCCAAGAAAAAGUGUUGUUACUAGCCUUAAAGCCAUACCAAAUGUUGGUGAAGCUCUCUUUGGUCUUAAAAGUGGUACAAGUGGAAGGAUUACUUGCAAGGCUACUACAUACAAAGUGAAGCUUAUUACACCAAAAGGACGUUUUGAAUUUAAUUGUCCUCAUAAUGUUAACAUUCUUGACCGAGCCCUAGAAACCGGGCUUGAUCUUCCUUUCACAUGUAAGGCUGGUUCUUGCUCAUCUUGUGUUGGAAAGAUUAUUGCUGGAACUGUUGAUCAGUCUGAGAACAGUUAUCUUGAUGAUGAAGAAAUAAAAAAAGGAUAUGUGCUCACUUGUGUUGCUUACCCAAAGUCUAAUGUUACCAUUCAUACUAACAAGGAGAAGGAGCUUGGCUAA